Clunio marinus is the source of this 234-nucleotide messenger RNA. NCBI's taxonomy places the organism in Eukaryota, Metazoa, Arthropoda, Insecta, Diptera, Chironomidae. The record is from the annotation of a GenBank genome assembly.
AUGAAUGUGAUGAGAUUCCAGGUGACAAUUGAGAUUACUUUAAUUGUCAAAACGAAAAGCUUCUUGAAGAUCAAAACACCACAAAGAAGUGAAGAGCAAACGAUCGUCUUAAGAAAUUGUCAUCUCUUUAAGAAGAAAAUUGUUUACUUUUCUCAUUAUUUGCAUCUUGAGUGUCCUCUUCAAGCGGAUCUUCUUGUUCUUCUCAUGCUCUCCAUAUCUUCUAAUAACAUUUAA